Molecule: messenger RNA, 3013 nt
Organism: Cottoperca gobio
Lineage: Eukaryota; Metazoa; Chordata; Actinopteri; Perciformes; Bovichtidae
Gene: telo2
Product: TEL2, telomere maintenance 2, homolog (S. cerevisiae)
Biological process (GO): 'de novo' cotranslational protein folding
Cellular component (GO): cytosol
Molecular function (GO): Hsp90 protein binding; telomeric repeat DNA binding
Source: RefSeq, a predicted model, not a curated record
ACGGGUCAGACUGUCCUCGGAACCUCCCUUCUCCUUCUUGCUCACUACGGACGUAUUUUGAUGGAGCACACGGAGCGAACACGGCGGGAUACUCAUGUUAAAACGUGAACUGACAGCAAGAACUGCACAUUUCAUCUCGAAAAUAAACUUUUUAAUGUCACAGAGGUAAACAACAAAUGGUAGUUACCAUUUCAAAGAUGGAGUCCCUUGCCCCAAAUGCUGAGGUUCGUCUAGCCGUGGCCCAGUGUUUCCGGACCCUCACUACAUCCACGGAUACCAAAGACAUUAUCACGACUCUUCACACACUUCACUCUUACUUGGAUGAAGGACCAGAGAGUAGAAGCUCCUCAGUUCAGCGGGCAGAGUUCAGGAGAGCUCACUUCUCUCGUACCCUUCAGUUCCUUGUCAGCAACAUCCAGGCAGACUGGUUGCCCAGCCUCACAGCAGCCCAGCGCACAGAGUUAUGGGACGGCCUGUUCCUGAAAGGUCCUCCAGAGCAGGCGCUGCUGGUGCUGAUGGAUGGAGUAGGAGAGCUGAGAGCCGGCACAAAUCUGGACCACGUGGUCAGCAUCACGGAGAAGUUCCUUCAGCGUGGUCGUCUCGCUGACCUGCUGUGGUCCUACUGUCUGCAGACGGCCCCCUCUGACUCCCCUCAGCUCCGAGAGACUCUGCUGGCACGUAUUGUGGCGCUGCCGGACCUCACCGCCAACAGGUUACAUCUGAAAAACAAGCCUCUUUUUCUUCCUCAGCAGUACUACCCACUGCUGGCCACAGAGAUGCUCACUGCCCUGGAGCGGACCUGCCAAGCGCUCAAAGAUGGCACAGACUGCUCCUUGACCUUUGUGGCUCAGACACUUGGAAAAGUGUGUAUCCAGGGCCAUAGUGGUCUGGUGCUUGCCGUGAUGGCUCCUCGUCUGUCUGUGUGCACACGCUCAGACAUGGUGUGGCAGAGGGUUUGCUGGAAGCUGCUGGAGAACGUUCCACAGCGAUGGAUGGAGAGCGUGCUCACUGGACUGGUGCAGGCGGUCAACGGGCCUGAUGCCUUGGGCAGGAUUAUUGGGAAUCUAGCGUUAACAAAUAAAAAGGCCCAGUUUGUCAUCACCCAUAAACUCCUGUUACUGCAGUACAAGUACGAGACUCGAGUCUUGAGAACCGUCCUGGGUCACCUCGCAGCAGACAGGGAGCGGAGGCCACUGCUCAUCCAGGUGUUACGGUCUCUGUCCCAGGCCUGGGCUAACCCCAGUGCAGUGAAGCACACGCCUCUGGAGCAGCAGCUGUAUGUCAGCAAGGCCUUACUGCUCAGCGUGAGUCUGCUGAGAGACGCUGAGCUACAGGAGCUCCGCUCGGAGUUACUUCAGUGUAUGCUGGGCGGCAUGCAGAGCCACCUGGACAGCAGCGUGGUGCGUAUCAGGCAUAUGGGCAUGGUGGUGGGAGAGUGCCUGAGCUCUCGCAUGGAUAUCAACAACACCAAGCUCAAGUUUGAGUACGAUCAGGACGAGGAAACUCGAGCGCUGCUUUCUCUGAUGACUCCCGUCACCGGUGACGAGCCAGAGGCGGAGCCAUGUGAACGGGUAAGUGUAGUGGCGUCUCCUCGUGAGACUCCAUCUACUCAGAAUGUACCGUCUCAAAAUAAGUCCAACACCGAGCCAGACUCCGACCUGGACAGCGAUGACGAGCUCGCUCCGUACGAUAUGUCUGCCGAUGAGAAGAUGAGUAAAGAAUCCCCGCCCCGCUACCUGCGAGACUGUCUGGAAACUUUAAUGUCCUCUGAGGACCCGGAGCGCGUGGAGCUCAGUUUGAGAGUCGCUGACGGUUUGGUGAGGAAGAACGUGUUUGCAGCCAGAGAGAUCAGUGUCCAGCUGACCAAAGUGCUUCUUCACAUGGAGGAUAAAUACAGCAUGACUGGCUUCCUGAGUGUCAGACAGGCGGCCAUGGUGGCGCUCACUGUCACCGACUGUAUCCCUGUGACUCAGUAUUUGACCUCAGAGUUUUACUCCUUGAACUACAGCCUUCGCCAGCGGCUCGAUAUCUUGGAGGUCCUCGCUCUGGCAGCGCAGGAACUCUCGAAGCCAACCGCUGAAAAGAGAGAUCCAUCUAUAAGUAUCGCCGGCGCCACUGAUUCGACUCCGUACCCUGGUGAGGACCCUGUUCACUGGAGACACGUGGUAGAGAAGCGGAUUCAAAGCAAGACAAAACGCCUCAGACAGGGUGUCACACGACCUCCGGCUGAGGCCAGCCCCAACCGCUACGCCCCUGUUGCUGGACACUUCUUUUUUCCUCUGCUCAGCAAUUAUGACAAGCCUCAGGUGACCUUUGACCUUUUUGGCGGCGACCAUCUCGUCCUGGGCCGGUUGAUCCACACCUUGGGCCUCUUCAUGCACCUGGCGGUCAAUGCACCGAUAGCGGCGCAGAUGGGUUGUGCUUUACUGGACUUUGUGUGGUCAGUGCGUUACCAUGUUGACCAGAUGGUGAGACGAGGCGUCCUGUUCGCUGUUUGCUCUGUGUUUCUGAGCAUGCCCAGUCAGAACCUGCUGCUGGACCUCAGUGAGCAGCUGUUUGACACCAGAACUUGGCUGGCAGAUGUGGCUGAAGGAGACCCUGAUGAGGAUUGCCGGAGUCUGGCUAUACAGAGUCUGGUACUGCUGGAUAAGAGCCUGAAGAGACAGCUACAAGAUCAACAAGCACUGAGCACAGAGUCAUGAUCACAGCAGCAACCAUGAACAAUGAAACACUGACCGUGUCUCCGAUGUCGAUCGGGCUUUACUGUACCCCCGUCUCAUCCUCGCGGAGCCCACGAGGACCGACGUCGAUGGAAGUGAUGUUCUGGAUAUUUGCAGACACAUUUUCAUAUCCUGGAACACAAACUGGCAACCAUCUCUUUCUGCAUAACUAAAUCAUGCACACACACGGUAUUGUUUAGAUGAACAUAGUGUAUAAUUUAUGAACCAGAUAAAAUAUUGAUUGAGUGGAGAAUAGGAUGCCAUUUUUGUCCACCAAUAAAAUGUCACGAGGA